AUGGAAUCCACUAUGGUCCGAACUCGAGUUGACUGGCAGUAUACUGCGGAGCGUUCUGAAGAGUCGAGCCUUAGUAUAAUAAAUGGAACGUACUGGCCCCGGGGUAAAAUGCUUGGAGGAUCCAGUGCCAUAAACGGAAUGCAGUAUAUUCGUGGAAAUCGUCAAGAUUACAAUGAAUGGGAGAAACUUGGUAAUCCAGGUUGGGGUUGGAACGAUGUGUUAAAGUAUUUCAUAAAGUCGGAAAACAACCGCAUUCCCGAAAUCGUUAACGGGUUUGGAGGCAAGUACCAUGGGGUGGGAGGUUAUCUGAACAUAGAUUAUUUUUACGGUUCGACACCGUAUAACGAAAUUCUUCUUCAAGCUACACGAAUAGCUGGCUUCAACCAAAUCGUUGAUAUCAAUGCCGAAGAACACAUAGGUUAUGCAAUGUUUCAAUAUAAUAUUGACGGAGCCACAAGAGAUAGCUCAGCAAAAGCAUUUCUCGUCCCUAUUGAAGGUCGGGAGAAUUUGCAUAUAAUCAAAAAUGCACUAGCGGUGUCGCUCAAAUUCAGCUCAGCAAAUGUUGUGCAAGGUGUUAGUAUGGUAAUCGGGGAUCAAUUUCCACUCGAAGCAAUUGCAAAAAAAGAAGUUAUUUUAUCAGCCGGAACUGUUAACACCCCACAAUUGCUUAUGCUAUCAGGAAUAGGAAAACGGGAAGAUCUCGAGCCCCUAAAUAUUCCAGUACGAGCUGAAUUGAGUGUGGGGGAAAAUUUGCAGGACCAUGUCUUUGUACCUAUUUUCUUUGGACUCAGAAAACUAAUUACUGAUAUAGAACAAAUAAGAUGGGAUACUCUAAUUGAUUUGUUUGAAUUUACACUACGCAAUCGCAGUCAUCCUGUUAUGUAUGACAGACUCGUCAACAUUGUAGGGUUUGCUAAUACGAGAAGCACCACAGGGCUUUUUCCUGAUGUUCAGUACUUGAAUAUGUUUAUCGCUAGGGGCGAGGUUAAUGUGGUGAAUUUUUUUAGAGGGAUAGGGUAUGAAUCGAGUAUUUUGAAAAUUUUGACAGAAUAUAUACGACAGCAAACAGUCGUUGUCGUCUUGGUUACAAAUAUCGAUCCUAGAUCACGGGGUAAAAUUCGUAUAGAAUCAGCCGAUCCGUAUGAUCAUCCAUCUAUCAUAACAGGUUAUUUAAAUGAGCAAGAUGACGUAGACGUAAUACGGCAGGGAAUUCGCAUUCAGCAAGAAUUGUUCGAAACGGAAACAUUUAAAGAAUACGAUACAACUGCUUUACCUAUAACACUAGCUGAAUGCGACGAAUUAGAAUACGAUUCCGACGACUACUGGGAUUGCUACAUACGACAUAUGAGUACUACAUUGUACCACCAAGUGGGUACAGCAAAAAUGGGUCCCGUAACUGAUCCUGAAUCCGUCGUUGACUCACAGCUUAGGGUACAUGGAAUUCAGGGGUUGCGAGUAGCUGAUGCUAGUAUUAUGCCAACAAUAACCAGCGGUAAUACUAACGCUCCAACUAUAAUGAUAGCCGAAAAGGUUUCCGAUAUGAUUAAAAAUACUCAUAAAUAGUAUCUCUAGAGGUGUUUGUAACAUUGUAGGUGUUUUAAUAAAGAAGCUAUUUCCGUCCUGUGACUGUGUUUCAUUUCUCCAAGUUAAAUCUAUAUGG
Messenger RNA from Wyeomyia smithii (pitcher-plant mosquito), 1660 nucleotides. RefSeq names its product glucose dehydrogenase [FAD, quinone]-like. The coding region runs from base 1 to 1563 and encodes 520 amino acids. The record is from RefSeq and is a predicted model, not a curated record. Lineage: Eukaryota; Metazoa; Arthropoda; Insecta; Diptera; Culicidae. Gene Ontology annotation, molecular function: flavin adenine dinucleotide binding; ecdysone oxidase activity. The transcript has a single exon.